GUGCGCCCCGCGAUGGAGCGGGCUGUGGUGGGAGCCUCCAUGGAGUCUCCCUCAACCAUUCCGGACCAGGAGACGGUGGCAGGCGGUAGAAAGGCCUGGGCAGUGCCAGCGCCCCGGGCUGCUAGCACAGGACGGCGGCGCCCAGGGACGCCCCAGGGCAGGCCUCCGCCCCUCCAACCGGCGGGAGCCCAGCUCCCUCCAUCUUGGUUGAUGGAGGCGGGGAGCUGUGUCUGGGUGUCUCCACCGUCGCGCCCGACCAGUACUGCCCCGCGGACGCAGACGCCGGCAGCUGGGGCUGUUCCCUUGGCCGAAUGGCAGAGCCCAGUCAGGGCUUCCGGGGACAAGUCCUAGCCCCACGGCGUUCGGUUUUGAGGGGUCCCAAGUUCCCACAGUCGUCCCGACAAAAUGGAGGACGUCGUCUCCUCCUGCUGCAGCCACGGCGGGAGGUGGGGGACUAUUCCCCAGGGGCGCGGCGAGGGUGGAAGGGCCUCCACUGACCGCAGCGCACUCAAGAUUCCAGUUCAACCGCGGCCCCGAAAGCUCACUUGGCCCCACUCCAGCACCUCCCCGGCCUCGGCCCUCUUGGGGUCCUUCAAGGAACUGGACACGGAGGGCGCUGGGGCAUCCAGGCCGCCGCUCUCCUCGAGCAGGGCGCUGCAGCAGCCUGGGCGCCGGGGCUCGGGCGAGGGCAGGCGACCCCGCCGGAGUCUCCCGGGCUCUGUAGGUCCCGGAGAGCCCCGGCCCCCAAGGGGCCGAAGCGGGCCGCUGCGACGGGCGGCGAAUCUCGGGCUCCUGACUCUGGCGGACCCGGUGGGUGGGGGCGGGAGACCAGCGGAGAGAGAACUCGGCCGGAAGCUGAGGGCUGGCAGAGGCGGGAGUGGAACUGCAGGGCCGCGGGUGUGGCCCGCACCUGACGGACGGCCCUUCGGACUACCCCACCGAGGGGGGGCCCUGAAGGACGGCCGUCGGAGCCAAUGGGCGUGCCCGAGGCACCCAGGCCCGCCUCCCCCGCCAGCCAACGAGCGCACGGAAGGUGGGGCCUCCUCGGGCUCUGCAGCGCCGCUGCCUGCUUCUCCGCCUCCUCACCAGCGCGAAAGCCGGGACUGGACCGAGCGGAGUUGUGCUUGUCGCCGAAGCGGGGUGGGCCGAAGGAGGGGAGGUUCGUUCCGCGGAGCCGCAGCCAGAACCGGGACCAGGAAUCAUCUUCAAGCGUAUGUCGUGAGGCUUUGGCAGAAAUUAAGAAGGAAAUAUCUCCAUUGUUCAUUGGCAUGGAUAAAUGUUCAGUGGGAGGAUUAGAAUUGACUGAACAGAGUCCUGCGUUAUUAGGGAAUAUGGCCAUGGCAACUAGUCUCAUGGACAUAGGGGAUUCAUUUGGUCAUCCAGCUUGUCCUUUAGUCAGUAGAUCUAGGAACUCACCAGUGGAAGAUGAUGACGAUGAUGAUGUUGUGUUUAUUGAAUCUAUACAACCUCCUUCAAUUUCUGCUCCAGCAAUAGCUGAUCAAAGCAACUUUGUAUUUGCAUCAUCAAAAAAUGAAAAGCCUCAAGGAAAUUAUUCUGUAAUUCCUCCUUCUUCAAGAGAUUUGGCAUCUCAGAAAGGAAAUAUAAGUGAGACAAUUGUUAUUGAUGAUGAAGAGGACAUAGAAACAAAUGGAGGAGCAGAGAAAAAUUCUUCCCGUUUUAUUGAAUGGGGACUUCCUGGAACUAAAAACAAAACCAAAGAUUUGGAUUUCUCCACUUCCAGUCUUUCAAGAAGUAAGACCAAGACUGGAGUAAGACCUUUUAACCCUGGUAGGAUGAAUGUGGCAGGAGACUUAUUUCAGAAUGGAGAAUUUGCAACUCAUCAUAGUCCUGAUUCUUGGAUCUCCCAGUCAGCUUCAUUUCCCCGUAAUCAGAAACAGCCAGGGGUGGAUUCUUUAUCACCAGUGGCCUUACUUCGUAAGCAGAAUUUCCAGCCUACAGCCCAACAACAACUUACUAAACGAGCUAAAAUCACUUGUGCAAAUUGCAAAAAGCCUUUACAGAAGGGACAGACAGCUUAUCAACGAAAAGGAUCAGCUCACCUCUUUUGCUCUACCACCUGCCUUUCUUCCUUCUCUCAUAAACGUACUCAAAACACACGAAGUAUAAUAUGUAAAAAAGAUGCAUCUACAAAGAAGGCUAAUGUUGUUCUUCCAGUAGAAUCAAGCAAAUCCUUCCAAGAAUUUUGUAGUACAUCUUGUUUGUCUCCCUGUGAAAACAACCGGAAUCUUAAAAAAGGAAUUUUUAAUAAGUCAAGAUGUACAAUUUGUAGUAAAUUAGCAGAGAUUCGCCAUGAAGUCAGCGUAAAUAAUGUAACACAUAAACUGUGCAGUAACCAUUGCUUUAAUAAGUACAGAUUGGCCAAUGGUCUAAUAAUGAACUGCUGUGAACACUGUGGAGAGUACAUGCCUAGUAAGAGUACUGGAAACAACAUCCUGGUGUUUGGAGGUCAGCAGAAGAGAUUUUGCUGCCAAAGUUGUAUUAACGAAUAUAAACAGAUGAUGGAAACAAAAUCAAAAAAAUUAACAGCAUCAGAAAAUAGAAAAAGGAAUGCUUUUAGAGAAGAAAAUGAGAAACAAUUCUGUGGAUCGUCAAAUACACUUUUGAAAAAAAUAGAGGGAAUCCCAGAAAAAAAGGAAAAGACUUCACAGCUACAGCUUUCAGUAGAAUGUGGCACGGAUACAUUACUGAUCCAAGAGAAUGUGAAUUUACCUCCUUCUUCCACAUCAACCAUAGCUGAUAUAUUUCAAGAGCAACUGGAAGAGAAAAAUUUUGAAGACUGCAUUGUACCAGUUGUGCUUUCCGCAGAUCCAGGUACGUGGCCCCGAAUUUUGAAUAUUAAACAACGGGACACUCUUGUUGAAAAUGUUCCGCCUCAAGUAAGAAAUUUUAACUUUCCAAAAGAUAAUACAGGGAGGAAGUUUUCAGAAACUUAUUAUACACGGAUUCUUCCAAAUGGCGAAAAAACCACUAGAUCCUGGUUACUUUAUUCGACCUCAAAAGAUUCUGUGUUUUGUCUGUAUUGCAAACUCUUUGGGGAAGGAAAAAAUCAACUGAAAAAUGAAAAUGGGUGCAAAGAUUGGCAACAUUUAUCACAUAUUCUUAGUAAACAUGAAGAAAGUGAAAUGCACAUCAACAAUAGUGUUAAGUACUCAAAAUUAAAAUCUGAUCUGAAAAAAAAUAAAGCUAUUGAUGCUGCAGAACGCAGAUUAUAUGAAAAUGAGAAAAAUGAUGGUGUGCUAUUGUUGUACACGUAAUAUACCUGAUUUGUUUUUUGGCAUGAUGAUCAGAAUCUUACAUUACUCAGAAAACAUCUGUCCUGCAAUAGUCAGUACUAUUGUGUUGUAAGUUUCCUCUACAGUGUAACUUGCAGCAGUUCCUUAACAAUAAGUAUGAUAGCAAAUAAAUAGCAAAGAAUGUUUCCAUUCUAAAUCUAAAACUAAUUAAAUUCAAUCAUCAUUAGGCAGUGACUUCAUUAGGCAAUGAAGAUUAACAAUAGGUAAUUGUUAAUCUUCAAAAUCUAUCGAUUUACACCUAUUUAAAAAUUGGCAUUUAAUGACUGUCAUUUGACGGGUUUGGUUAAUAUUCUGUUCUUGGCCGGGCGCAAUGGCUCACGUCUGUAAUCCCAGAACUUUGGGAGGCCCAGGCGGGUAGAUCAAUUGAGGUCAGAAGUUCAAGACCAGCCUGGCCAACAUGGCAAAACCUCAUCUUUACUAAAAAUACAAAAAUUAGCCAGGUGUGGUGGCACACACCUGUAGUCCCAGCUACUCAGGAGGCUGAGGCAGGAGAAUUGCUUGAACCCAGAAGGCAGAGAUUGCAGUGAGCUGAGACUGCACCACUGCACUCCACCCUGAGCAACAGAGCGAGAGUCAGUCUCGAAAGAAAAAAAAUAUUAUGUUCUAAUUACCUUGAAAGAGGAAAGAAAGGCUUGAAUUGAUCAAUACCAGUUUGAAUAAGAUACUUAUGUGAACAAGCAUUCUCAACAUUAUUAUUAAAAUAAAACUACUCAGUUUACACAAUGGGAUCUGAAACUACAGCUUUUUGCUAUUAAACCAAAUACUGUGGUCUACUUCGUUUGAGCAAAACAGCAUUAUUUGUUAUGUUAAUGAUGGUUAAUUUCCAUUUUAUUGGUUUUAUGUUUAUUUUAAUUUGUAAAUGUUUUAGCAUUUAUUAUUGUAUGUGAACUAUAUUUACCUAUUUUAUGUUGAUAAAAAUAUAAAAAAUAUUAAAAUAAGUAUAUAUUAAGUUAACCUUCAAGUGUUAUGGGCUUUUUUCUCCGUGUGAAAAGAGAUGGCAUGCUUGAAAUUUGAGAUACACCAAUGAAAAUUAAGGAUUUAAGUUAUUUUAGAUGGUCAGCAGCCCCAUCACUGUGUAUUUAGUAACUCUCCCUUCUGUUUCUGAUUUUUGAUGUCAAUUUUGUAAUAUAUUAAAUUUUUAUAUACUAUUCCUGUGAAACAAAA
Pongo pygmaeus (Bornean orangutan) is the source of this 4478-nucleotide messenger RNA. RefSeq names its product zinc finger MYM-type containing 5 (gene ZMYM5). The record is from RefSeq and is a predicted model, not a curated record. Gene Ontology annotation, molecular function: zinc ion binding. The transcript is spliced from 8 exons. NCBI's taxonomy places the organism in Eukaryota, Metazoa, Chordata, Mammalia, Primates, Hominidae. The coding region runs from base 975 to 3275 and encodes 766 amino acids.